CUUGGGCUUCUCAUUGAUUCUCUGCUUUGUUGAGGGCUAUUAACCUCUAGCUCCGAUAUGAUUAUGUGCAAGUCAUAGACUCUCUCCCGCGCACCGAAAACUCCGAGACCGCGACCAUAAGUAAAUACUUACAUACCAAGGCAACAAGAUGGAGGGUGUUGGUUUUACGAUCCAUUACGAAAUGAUCUGGGACGUUUGGAGCCAGCUGGUGGGUGUGAUGCAGUCCCAACUUGGUUCCCACACCACUGCCUACAAUAUUCUCGCCUUCGUACCGGUGGUUUUUGUCUUCGAUGCUGUGCGCAACCAGCGCAAGACCGUUGCUGCGGUGGCCCAGAUGACCGCUGUGCAGCAGCGCAAUGACGUGGUCCAAGUGCAGAGACCCCGCACCCCUUCGAAGACCGUACCACGUCCCUCGGAGCAGCUGCUCGCGCCACCUCCUGCGGGGGGCAGUGCAGAUGGAAAUGCAGCUGCGGCCGGGAGGGAAAGCACAAGCAAGGCGCCGCCAAUACGGCGCGCCAGUACGGAAAGUUUGGUGGAUGAGGAUAAAAAGCUACUUGCGGAGGCGAGCACCCUGGACCAGCUGUGGUUUAUGCUGGGCGUUGGGAAUGUGGCCAUUACGGCGUACGUCCUAGGCUUGUCCCCGACCGUAUCCACGAAAAAAACCGUUUCACUGUGGUCUUGUGAUGCAGAUGACUCAGUGCGUGUCGUCGGUUCGGAAGCCAAACUUCUACAGAGGAGAUUUUCAUUUUGUUUAUCAUGUGCAAGCGGAAGCGAAGGAGAUGUUAGGUAUGCGGAUCUUCUCGGAAAGUCAUGAGCAACAUCAGCCACAAUGAAGCGGUGUUUUCGCGCGAAAAGCCUGGUAUUAUGCGUACUACACUCCCAAAGUGAUUUCCCUCACCUUUCUGCGCUGGAUAACAUUCGUGAAGAAGAAGCAGCACUACCUCCUCUACGACUUCUGCUACUGGGUGAACGCUCUCUGCCUCCUUUACUGCUGGGUGUACCCGCAUUCGCAACUCAUGUUCCGCGUGCUCUUCAUAAACGCGUGCGGACCGCUGGCCAUUGCGGUGCUAUCGCACUGCAAAAGAGCUACUUGGCACUUGCUAGUACAGCUAUUCAUUGUGCAUGAUUGAGAUUAUGCAUGAAGGACGAAAUUACGUUUUGCACAUCAUUUUGAAACACAAAGAUGAGUGAACAAGGCUAGCACAAGUAUGAGUAUCUUUCUUUUGUGGCAUAACCGCUUUGUUUCAACCACAGUUUGAUCUUCCACUCCUACGCACACAUGACCUCUGUGGUCAUACACGUGUCCCCUCUGGUGCUGGUCUACGGUUUGAGGUGGCACUCCGACGCGAGAUUCAACAUUUGCGAGGAUUUCCCCACCUGUGACGACGUUACGCAUGGCAUUACUUAGUAGUGUCGCAUAUCUCUAAAUCGCAUAGCACGGGUUUUGAAGUAAACCGAAAACAGAAAUUUUCCAAUAGAAGAUCUUUGCAGUUUCAAAUAUGCGAGAGAGUGGAUCAAUGAUGUUGAACAGGACGAGUUAGUAGUCUACUCGUGCAGGUUCAGCAGGAGUAGAGUCAAUUGUGUACUAUCUAUGAAUCAUGUGGAACAGGAGGAGGAGCCGCGCAACUCCUGACUCGCUUUUGUACUACGCGAAGAACGCUAGAGAGAAUGCGAAACUUUUGCGGAGGAUAUGCGUGUCCCACCUUCAGCUGAUCGACGAGGCCAUGCGGUAUGAACCAAUUUAGGUGCUGCGUAGUUCUACUUGCUUUUUCAAUUUACUGUUUUUCUGUACGUAGAAAACAAUAGCGACCUGCAGCCAAAGGAAUCUUAAAUCUGUUCUCACCCCUAGGUAUUUCUAUCUGCCCUGGAGUGGGCUGUACUUUUUGUGGAUUUUCGUCGCUUUAGGACGGUACUUGGAGGAGAAAAACUACCAAACGCUGUGGGAUCGCGUGCUGGGCACCGGGGCGGUGGGCAAGUUCCUGCGGCUCAUGCUGACGAAGCUGCCCAAGCUCUUCGUGCAGGGGAUCUACCUGGUGAUCCACUUGGGCUUUUGCGGGGUGGCCAUGGUGUUCGCCACCCUGAUGUUUCACCACCAGCUGGCGAAUUUUGUCUGGUUGGCCACCAUCUGUGGCGCCGUGGCCUACAACGGCUCCCAGUUCUACCUGCAGGCCCUGGAGCCGCUGUACGUAAAAGCCAUCCGGGAGCGCAACGAGGGCGGCACCAUCACCUCCAAGAACCUCAAACUGCUCCUGUCCGCGUCGAUGGGAUUGCAGACGGCAGUGGACCACGCGGACAUUCUGGAGCAGGAGAGGAAAAAAGAAAGCUGAUGCUCACGCACGCAGCACAGCGGAAAAGAAAUGUGUCUGCAGUUCAGUUGGAAAAAGAAACUUCUGGUGACACAUGCACAGGGUGA
This is a messenger RNA of Amoebophrya sp. A120, 2413 nucleotides long. NCBI's taxonomy places the organism in Eukaryota, Dinophyceae, Syndiniales, Amoebophryaceae. The record is from the annotation of a GenBank genome assembly.